AUGGCCAAAAUGUGUGUAGCCAUAGCGGCCGUGCUGGCCGUGGCGGCUCUUCUUCAAACCUCAGCCACGGGGACCGAGUACAUCGUCGGGGGUGAGCAGGGGUGGAAGGUCCCGCCUGAGGAUGGGACGCCCUACAAGACAUGGGCUGAGGACAAGAGCUUCAAAGUCGGCGAUGUUCUGGUGUUCGACUUCUCCAAGGAAGAGCAAGAUGUGACGAGGGUCAGAGACGAGGCGGCAUUCGAAUCGUGCGACUCCACAGACCACAUCUUCCAAAAGACGACCGGCCCGGUCCGCUGGGAAUUGAAAGGCGCCGGGGAGUACUACUUCAUCGGCACCGUGGGCAAGCGCUGCCUCCGGGGACAAAAGCUGGCCAUCAACGUUGCCGACGCCCCCGGCGGCCCGUCCCCUUCGGUGGAGGAUCUUAUUGAAAAGCCGAAACAAGGAACACCCAUCCACUCUUGGAGGAAGACUCCUAAAGAGACGACAUCACAAACUAAAAGAUGUGGACCUAGAUUAAGGGGAAUAAAGCUGUGCCCGUGA
This is a messenger RNA of Syzygium oleosum, 540 nucleotides long. RefSeq names its product umecyanin-like. Lineage: Eukaryota; Viridiplantae; Streptophyta; Magnoliopsida; Myrtales; Myrtaceae. Gene Ontology annotation, molecular function: electron transfer activity. The transcript is spliced from 2 exons. The record is from RefSeq and is a predicted model, not a curated record. Gene Ontology annotation, cellular component: plasma membrane. The coding region runs from base 1 to 540 and encodes 179 amino acids.